CAUUCGAAAUCUGGUUGGAGAUUUCUUGUCUCAUGAAGAUGGUGGAGAAUGUUUAGAGAUGAAGUUUGUUUCUUUGGAAUCACCUUUGGUGGCCAUGGCUUGCAUUUGGUAGGCCUCAACUUAAGGCUGUAUCCUCAGGCAUGAAGAAGACGGUUCCUCUUCCAUUCGUUAAGGGCGUCACUAAAUGCUUCUUGCUUUUAGCUUAACAUUGGGUCUGCAAGCAUAGUUCUGUAGUUAGUUUUGCUCAUAUCCAAGGUAUUUUCUGUUUGCGUUAGACUUAUUAAAGCUGAAUUUAGAAGAUGGUACUUUCUGGACCACCCACUCCGGCCAAUGGGUCCCAGUCCAUUUCGCCUUCACUUCUGCGAUCAAAUUCAGAAUUAUUAGGAGGAGAAGCUGCUGCAUUGCCUUCCCAAUCAACAUUCUCUUCUCUUGUUUCACCGCGCACGCAGCUUAGUAAUGUGAAUAUGCUUAAUGCAUCUUCCCUGCUCAACCCGUCAUUUGCAAAUGGUGGUUCAAACCCCGUGAUUCCUUCUUCUGGAAGUGGCCAGAGAGUGGGUAUUGAUAUGAAGGCUGAGUUGGAUCAGUUAACGAAUGUUGGUAGUGGGAUGAACUUUGGAUUGUCCAACAUGACCAAUACUGGCACUUCUAGUCAAUAUCAGGGACAAUUUUCUAAUCCUUCUGGCAAUCAGUUGAUGCCGGAUCAAGCCCAGUCUCAACAACUUGAACAGCAAAAUCUCCAGCAAUGUCAGCAACCAAUGCAACAGUUUUCUUCUCCUCAACAUGCCCAGCAACAUCAGCAACUACCACAAUACCGGGCAGUCCGUGGAGGGUUAGGUGGUGUAGGACCUGUCAAGUUGGAACCACAAACAGGCGGGGAGCAACACGGACAGCAACUGCAGCAGCCCCAUUUACAGUCACUAAGGAAUCUGGCUUCUGUGAAACUGGAGCCACAACAGCUUCAGAGUAUGAAGAACUUGGCCUCCGUGAAAAUGGAACCUCAUCACUCAGACCAGUCACUUUUCCUGCAUCAGCAACAACAGCAACAGCAGAAUCAGCAGCAGCAUCAACACCAGCAGCAGCACCAGCAGCAAGCACAACAGCAAUUGUUGCAUAUGUCCAGGCAGAAUUCACCAGUUGCCGCUGCACAGAUUAGUUUUCUGCACCAACAAAGAUUGUUGCAGAUCCAGCAGCAGCAGCAGCAACAGCAACAGCAACAGCAACUAUUGAAGGCAAUGCCUCAGCAAAGAGCUCAGGUAGCACAGCAGUUUCAGCAGAGUAUCCCUAUGAGGUCCCCUGUAAAAUCAGUUUAUGAACCUGGAACAUGUGCAAAACGUCUGACAGACUACAUGUAUCGGCAACAACGAAGACCUGAGGACAACAAUAUCGAUUUCUGGAGAAAAUUUGUUGCUGAGUAUUUUGCUCCCAACGCGAAGAAAAAAUGGUGUGUUUCUAUGUAUGGGAAUGGCCGGCAGACAACUGGAGUUUUUCCUCAGGAUACAUGGCACUGUGAUAUAUGCAAUCGCAAGCCUGGUCGUGGGUUUGAGGCAACUUUUGAGGUCCUUCCCAGGCUUUUCAAAAUAAAAUAUGAAAGCGGUACUUUGGAAGAACUUCUUUAUGUCGAUAUGCCGUGUGAAUUUCCGAUUGCAUCAGGCCAAAUUGUAUUGGACUAUGCAAAAGCUAUUCAAGAAAGUGUCUUUGAGCAGCUUCGUGUUGUCCGUGAAGGUCAACUUCGAGUUGUUUUCUCUUCAGACCUGAAGAUAUGUUCAUGGGAAUUUUGUGCUCGUCGUCACGAAGAGCUUAUUCCUCGAAGACUAUUGAUUCCUCAGGUUAGCCAGCUGGGAGCAGCAGCUCAAAAGUACCAGGCAGCCACUCAAAACGUGUCAUCUGGUUUAUCUGUCCCAGAGCUGCAAAAUAAUUGUAACAUGUUUCUGUCAUCGGCUCGGCAAUUGGCAAAAGCUCUUGAAGUUCCUUUAGUGAAUGACUUAGGAUAUACAAAGAGAUAUGUGAGGUGUCUUCAGAUAUCAGAAGUGGUCAAUUGCAUGAAAGAUCUAAUUGAUUACAGCCGACAAACGCGGACUGGGCCUAUGGAAAGCUUGGCCAAAUACCCUCGGAGGAACAGUGCUUCAACCGGGGUUCGUAGUCAAGCUGAACAUUCGCAGCAGCAGCCACACCAACAGCAACAACCAGUGUCUCAGAAUGCAAACAAUGAUCAGAACAAUGUUCAAGGUCCUCCGGUGCAACUGGGUGCUACUGACAGUUCUAGAGCUGUAAAUAACACAGCCUCUACUUCUGCAACUGGCAAUGCCAUACCUGGCCUUCUCCAUCAAAAUUCUAUAAACUCGAGACAGCAAAGUUCGAUAAGCAAUUCAGGCAGUCCAUAUGGAAGUAGUGGUGUUCAGAUCCCAUCCCCUGGUUCCUCCACAACAUUGCCAUCUGCUCAACUCAACAAUCCUUCGGCUUUUCAAUCACCUACACAUUCCUCUGGUAAUAAUCCCCCACACAGUAAUGGCGGUUUGUCAGCUCCGAAUCAGAUUAGUACUGCCAACUCAUCUGCAAAAGUGUCUCAUCAUAAUGGUGAGGUCGAACCAAAUGAUUCCCAGAGUUCUGUGCAGAAAAUUCUGCAAGAAGUGAUGUCAACCCAAAUCAACAGUGCGGGUGGUAUUGUUGGUGUUGGUUCAUUAGGAAAUGAUGUUAAACAUGUGAAUGGGAGUUUACCAACCAGCUCUAAUACAGGCCUUAGUAGUAGUUCUUCCAACACCUUGCUGGGGAAUGGAAUGGCCCACAGCUCUAGUAUGGGAGGUGCUUUGUACGGCAACAUGGCUGCAGGAAUGGGCUCAUCUGCCAUGGCCAAUGGAGUGAGAGCUGUGAUAGGAAACAAUUCCUUCAUGAAUGGAAGAGGAGUAGCCCCUAUGAUUCGAGAUCAGAGUAUGAAUGGUAACCAACAGGAUUUGAGUAACCAGAUGCUUGGUGGGCUCAGGGCUGGGAAUGGCUUCACUAAUCUUCCGUAUGAUUGGAAACAAUCCCCCUGAAGGCUUUUUCAUAAUCAUGUCGGACUUUUCAGGUUGUGGCUGUAGCUGCUUGUGCAGAAAGUGAAGAUGAGAACGGCUGAAAUUACUGCAGGCCCUCAGGACAUGGUAAUACAAGGUCGAAGUACUUCCAAAUUUUCACUUGCUGAUUAUACCAAUUUCGGGAGGAAGGACAGGUAAUGACAUAUUAUCCAUUGUUAGAGCACUAUCACAUUGAGUGAGCUGGUUCAGUAUCACUCCAAAUUCUGGUAUGUCAUUCUAUAGAGUUGAUGAUUGGCAACUAACCGCCCAGCAAAGGGCGGAGCAGGAAUGGAGAUCUUUGGUGGAACUCCUUGUAUUACCUACUCUAAACACUUCAUUCGUCGGAGUGGUUUCUCUCUGAGUGUACAUAUCCGUGGCUUCCUUGAAGCAUCCUGGAAAUGACCUCAAAUGUUCAAUUUUGACAUCGUCUGAUCCGUUCUUUUUUUCCUCCGUAAUAUAACAUACCUUGUCUGAAAGCUCAAUUUACCUGAGUACUGACUUCCCCAUUUCUCCAUGGCCUCU
Molecule: messenger RNA, 3569 nt
Organism: Rhodamnia argentea
Lineage: Eukaryota; Viridiplantae; Streptophyta; Magnoliopsida; Myrtales; Myrtaceae
Product: transcriptional corepressor SEUSS-like
Exons: 9
Coding region: 300-3029 (909 amino acids)
Biological process (GO): positive regulation of transcription by RNA polymerase II; negative regulation of transcription by RNA polymerase II
Cellular component (GO): nucleus; transcription regulator complex
Source: RefSeq, a predicted model, not a curated record